AUGGAGAAAGAACGACUUUUUGUGUGUUUUGGAUGUGGUGCAAUUGUUUUGCUUUUGACUUGUGUGAUGUUUCUUCAAGGGCACAAAGAGAUCGUUGGUAUCGUUUUGGUCGGAAUGCUUUGGGGAUGUACGAACCCUUUGAUGAAACAGGGGAUUCACUUCGAGCAUCCAGAAGGAGCAACUCUAGUUCAAAAUAUAGUAACCGAUAUUAAAACUCUAGUUUUGAGCUAUGGAUUUGUCAUCCCAUUUUUGAUCAAUCAAAGCGGCUCUAUACUUUUUUCUGUGCUUUUGGGAAGUAACGACUUCUCACUUAUCGUGCCCCUGUCGAACGCCCUGACUUUCAUAUUUACGUUCUUAACAGCGUAUUUACUUGGGGAGAGUAAGCUUUCCAUCAAGUGUCUGUGUGGUGUUAUUUUAGUUCUUGUGGGUGUGACAAUUUGUCAGACCGCGAAAUGA
Molecule: messenger RNA, 456 nt
Organism: Entamoeba invadens IP1
Lineage: Eukaryota; Evosea; Mastigamoebida; Endamoebidae
Exons: 2
Coding region: 1-456 (151 amino acids)
Source: RefSeq, a predicted model, not a curated record